Penicillium crustosum is the source of this 1026-nucleotide messenger RNA. RefSeq names its product SDR family oxidoreductase. Bases 1 to 1026 code for a protein of 341 amino acids. NCBI's taxonomy places the organism in Eukaryota, Fungi, Ascomycota, Eurotiomycetes, Eurotiales, Aspergillaceae. Gene Ontology annotation, molecular function: oxidoreductase activity, acting on the CH-OH group of donors, NAD or NADP as acceptor. The transcript has 3 exons. The record is from RefSeq and is a predicted model, not a curated record.
AUGUCUUCUCAAAAGCCCUCUUACAUCCUCGUGACCGGCGCCACGGGAUUCAUUGGUGCCCAUGUCGUCGACAACCUCCUAGCCCGCGGGUUCUCAGUCCGAGGCUCAACAAGAUCAAAGCAAAAGGGAGACCAGAUGAAAGCUGCACGCCCGCAGUACGCUUCAAAGCUUGAUUUCGUCGUUGUGGAAGACUUCGCCCAGAUUGGGGUUUUCGAUUCUGUAAUGGAUGGCAUUGACGCAGUCAUCCACGUAGCUAGCCCCUUCUUCUACGACACCACCAACAACGAGCAGGAAUUAAUUUUACCCGCUAUCAACGGAGUCAAAUCAAUUCUUUCCGCCUCCACCAAGCCAGAAUCAAAAGUUCAACGUCUUGUUAUGACAUCCUCCUUCGCCUCGGUGAUCGACCCGAGCAGCACCCCGGAACCAGGAUUCACGUAUACCGCCGCAGACUGGAACCCGCUGACAUACGAAGAGGCAAUCGAUCCGAAAUCCGACUCGGUCACCGCAUACCGCGGCUCUAAAAAGUUCGCCGAGCUCGCAGCAUGGGAGUUUGUCAAGGAACAUAAUACCAAAUUCGACCUGGUGACUCUCUGUCCUCCUAUGGUCUUCGGUCCGGUCGUGCACCCCGUGCCGACGGUGGAGCAGCUCAACGAGUCAAAUAUGAUGCUCUGGAAUGUGGCGGCGGGUGCAGAUCCGCUUCCUAUAACGCGGGUCCCCGGUUGGAUUGAUGCUCGAGACCUUGCCGAGGUGCAUGUUCAAGCUUUGCUUACACCCGAAGCUGGUGGGAAGCGAUUUGUGGCUGCUUCGCCGGAGCCGUUCUCGUACGGAUAUGCUGCGGAUAUCAUUCGUGAUGAAUUUGAGUGGGCGAAGGAGACUGUGACUACGAAUUAUAAGAUGGGUGAGAAACCGAGUGGCUCUUAUGGGAUUGAUGGGGAGACUGUAGCUCGGGAGUUGGGGGUAAAAUACCGGCCCUUUAAGGAGACUGUAGUUGAUUUGGUUGGACAGAUUCGGGAACUCGCCGCAUAG